AUGUUUGACGUUAAUACAAGCCGGCUCAGUUAUGACCUUCGCUCUUCUGGAAUGAAUUUAAUAGUGCCAAAAGCAAGAACAAACUGUUUUAGGAAUAGUUUUGCUUCUGCAGGCGCUAAGCUCUGGAAUUCUCUUCCUUCCAGUUUAAAGGAAGAGACUUCUUUAAAACAAUUUAAGGCUAACAUCAGGUCGUAUUUGCUCAUAAUUUAAGUUUUUUUAUCAUUAGGUUUAACAUUGUGUACGAUCUUUCUUAGUUUAGUUUUUAGAUAUAUAUCUAUAUCUUUAUGUAAGUUAAAUAACGCACAGCUUUUAGGUAGACCAGAUGCUUUGUGUAAAGUUAUUUGAUAAAAUUACCGUGGGUAAAUAAAGUUUUCACUCACUCACACCCACUCACAUAGCCCCACAAAGCCAUACAUAGCCCUACAUAGCCAUACAUAGCCACACAUAGCCAUACACAGCCAUACAUAGCCCUACAUAGCCCUACAUAGCCCUACAUAGGCAUACACAGCCAUAGAUAGCCCUACAAAGCCCUACAUAGGCAUACACAGCCAUAUAUAGCCCUACAUAGCCCUACAUAGGCAUACGCAGCCAUACAUAGCCCUACAUAGCCAUACAUAGCCCUACAUAGCCAUACAUAGCCAUACACAGCUCUACAUAGCCAUACACAGCCCUACAUAGCCAUACAUAGCCCUACAUAGCCAUACAUAGCUCUACAUAGCCAUACACAGCCCUACAUAGCCCUACAUUGCCCUACAUAACCAUACAUCGCCCUACACAGCCAUACAUCGCCCUACACAGCCAUACAUAGCCCUACAUAGCCCUACAUAGCCAUACAUAGCCCUACAUAGCCAUACAUAGCCAUACACAGCUCUACAUAGCCAUACAUAGCCCUACACAGCCAUACAUAGCCCUACAUAGCCCUAGUAUACGCAGCCAUACAUAGCCAUAGACAGCCCUACAUAGCCAUUUAUAAACUAACUAAGAUAGUAUGCGCGCUCUGAUUGGGCGAGAGUAGUGUUUGCGUGAGAGUAUGUAAACAUCAUUGUGGGGACAAGAUGUUUCGCUUUUCACGCGGUUAUCUUGCAGGCACGAAUUUCAAAAAGUUUUGCAGUUCAAAACUCGACAAGUUUACUUUAGUUACCCAUUUCUUCGUCGCCUGAAACUUGGAAAAUCCUUACAAAGAAGGUGUGUCAAUUUCUCUUCGCUUAAGCUGACAUUUUAAGCGAGAAAUAUCCGUAUUUUAGAAAGCAUCUUUUUGCAAAACGAAAACUGAUUACACGUGCAACACUUCGUGGACAAGACUUUGCGACUGGUAAGAAUUUAUCUUUUAAUCAGUGCCGUACAAAGAGUAUUGCGUUUUUUCUCGGGAAAGUUAUUUUAUAAAAGCAAUGGAAAGCUUAUUUCCUGUGUUUGCAUAGCCUAAUGUAAACACUCGAGGGGUUGGGAGAAUUCUCUAUUCAUGUACUUAAUUCAUUGUAUUAGGUUCGGCUCGUGAAAAGAUGCGCGUCUGAACCGGGCCUUAGAAUGUCUACAUUUUGAUUCUGCAACUAGUUUCAGUAUUAAUAUAUCCACUUAAGACACUCUUGUUUCUUGCUAGCAAGAAUGUUAAUAAUUACCUUGCAUUUGUGGUGUAGUGGAGUACAGUGUAAUUUAAUUUAAUGCAUAUAUUUGUCUCUAGGAGUUGGAUGAGGAAUUGUUACUACGAGCUGCAACUCAAGGUAAAGCCAACUAUGGAUCCUCACUAUCGUAUUUUUCCGCUGUUUGAUCGACCCGGGUUAUGUUAACAGCCCUAAUUUGCAGGGUUUCAUUUCAUUUGUUAGGUACAGUCACACCAGACUUUUGUGAUUAACCUCCUGUCGGUUUGGGUUGGGUUCGCUAUGGGUUUUGAUCACUUAUAUUUUUCGAGAUUACACGCCGAUAUUUUAAACCUUCUUUGACAUAUAUAAUAUAGUGAAUCAAUUAAUUGGCGUCAUUGUGGUUACUGUAUUGUUAUGUCAUAAAAUGUGCUGUCCUACGAAAUGCUUGUAUAACGCAUGCCAAAGCAGUUAAACGUUUUUAAGGCUAAUGACCAUGAGGCCAUAAAUACCAACUUACGUUAACGUCAUGCCUUACUUUCAAUAGCAGAAGAUUCUAACAACCAGGAAAGGAAGAAACAAAAGGGAAAGAGAAAAGGUAAUUUGUUUUUGGGUGGGGUAACUGUACCUUGGUUCAAAUGUCUUCAUUUUCCUCGCUUACUCUAUCUUCUGUUCUUUAUUUUUAAAUUGCUUUUUUUAGCCUUAAGCAACAAGACUUUUCAGAACACACUCCUUCCAUUGCCUACUUUAAAACCGUAUUUAUAAGUAACUGCAACCAUAUGCACUUUCUUCUCGGUCGAAUGGCUCUAUCAAAAGUAGUGGAAAUAAAAGACAGCAAGCAUCCACAAAAGCUAUGAAAUAGAAUCAAUAUCUCAGAAUAUUAUACUUGAAUCCAUGGCAGGUAGUCGCCAAGUCUCGUCUCUGGCAUAUGCUCAGCAUCCUGGAGUUCAAACAGGUAACCUCAGCUUUUGUUUGACCAGCACUUUUAUUUGUUGAAAAGAAUUUACGUUCUCGUGAGUUCAGGUUAAUCGUCGACUAUUAUUUUUAUUAUUUUAAUCUGUUAAUUGUUGCAUGUAAUUUUUACUUUCAUGUUUAUCUUGUAAGUGGUUGGUGUGUGGCUUAACCGGCUUUUACAAACCUAAUCGAGGUGAUGAUGAUGAUGAUGAUUUAUUUUUUACCUACAGCAAGAAGACAAAAGAGUGACCGCAUUAAUUUAUUCACAUUCUUUCGUGCAGAUUUAAUCCAAUCAGAAGCCAGCUGGAAACUGUCCUCGACUUCUGAUUGAUUAAUGUCUGCAUGGAAGAAUGUGAAUUAAUUGAAGGAGGUGACACUUUUAGGCUCCUUGCUGUUAAACAAUAAAUUGAUACCACAAGUACCUACUUUUGUUAAUGUUCAAGUAGCCACUUUACUAAUUUCAAAUAUUUUAUUCCACAGGAAAGAGACAAAGAAAAAAACGUUGAUCCAAUGCCGUCUCAUCUAUUUCAUUAAAGCUACUGAAAAGAUAUAGUUCAAUCAAAGUAAAAACCUAUCUGUAGUCCACAACAUGUUGAACUUGUUAAGGUGGCCCGAACCUAUUUAUAUGCGCGUUGGUUAUCUGUCCGUCUUCGGGUUUCGAAAUAAUUGACAUUUUUUCGUAAAAAUGGGGUUUUAACCAUAUGCCGAUAUCUCAAACGUUUUUAUACCUACAAGAAAAUAAAUAACCUUUUCUUAAAGUUCGACCAUUCUUUAUUAAGGAUGCCAAAAUCAUGAAAAUCGGUUAAUUCAUUUCUGCCGAGAAACGCUAUUCAGAAACAUAACCAACGCGCAUAUAAAAAGUUUCGGGCGACCUUAAGAAAGUUGUUAAGAAAGGUUCACCUUUAUAAUUGUUAUUUGAGUGAUGCCUCAUACCAUUUGAAAGUGUCUUUUUUUUUUCGACUUAAUGCGCUAAUUAGGUCACGUGACCUCCAUUGCCUGAAAAAGAUUGUUCUUGAAAAGGCAACGCUUUUUCGUGUGUCCUCAACUUUUUUACCGGUUGCAUAAUGUUAAGGCCGUUUAAUAUUUCACUUCUGUGCUUGGCCUUUUUUAGAUAUUUAAAAGCGAAGGCGUUAAGAUCUGAUAAAAAUGUCUUGGGCCAAUGGGUCUAGUUGAAAAAACCAAUUAUUUUCUAAAACAGUAAAAAAUUCAAAAAAGGCCAAGCACAGUUUUGUAGGUGCUUACAUUACACAUUAUCCUAAACCAGUUCGGUUUAAUAACUCACAACAAAAAGUGUUGCCAUUUUUGUUGAAAGAUUUUUUAUUGUUUUCUGACAGUAUGGAGUCACGUGACAACAUUUGUGUAAUUGGAAAACACCAAAUUGACAGAAACCACACAUGUAUGUAUGUGGCAAAGUCUCAUCUUUCCAGAGCUUAAGUGCUCAGAGAUAGACCACCCCCAUCUUUUUUUCACUGAAUCAUUUUGGGCCCAUGCCUUAAUUUUUCUGAGGAUGUUUCUAACGUUAUAGCGGACGUUUCAAAGAAGAAACGUUGAUAUGUUUUGUGAAACUGUAGCACGAUUGUGGCAAUAUUUUGUCACUCAGGAUCGAUCAAUACGCAAACGGUUUUUUAGAAUUAUUAUUUUACAACUUAGUAGUUAGAUUGUUGAAUAAACCAAUAAUAAAGCAACUUUUCAAAGCCGAGUUGGUUAGUCAAGCCACUUUUGGGCGUUCAUUCUCGCCGUUUUUUCCCACUCUGUUCCCUUCCCUACCAUCUGAACUCAAGAAUAAUCGUAUGAGAAACCCUGCCGCCCAAAUUUUAUCAUAGGGAAGGAAGUUAGCCGAAAACACUCGUUGGGUGCACCUGAUAAAUAAAGCAAGUCUGGAUUUGUUCUUCUGCCACCCCAAGUAGUAAAGUGUGUGUGGUCUGACUGUCAAAGGCGAAUUUUAUAAAUAACUAUCCACAACCUGUUUUCCAUUUCAACGAGUCACAACUACGCUGUGUAAAAGUAAUCGUAACCCAAACGUUACAGAGACGACCCCUGGCGGCCCACGUCUCUAAAUUCUGAGUUAGUGGAAAUACCCCCCUCAGCCUCAGAUAUAGUAGCCUCCCCGCAAACGUUUUUAGGGGUUCGUCAUGCGUUCCUGCCCGAGGAACGCGUGACGAACCCCCUAAGAUCGUCUACGGUGGAGGCUACAGACAUGGGCCCAUUUAUAUUAGAGCGAAAACAGCCGGAUUCAACUCCCUCGAUCCACUGUUUCUAUUCCGGUUGCACCACGCAGAGAAUGAUUUUUUAUAUUUGUCAAAAUUUGCAUCCCGGGUGGAACGUGCAUGGAUAGCCCUUUCAACGGUUUUUUCCACUUUUGACAUGGACCAGUGAGGAUAAAAUCUGUCAAUACUACUAGAAAGAAGCCUCAAAGUUAGUAAGACUGCCAAAUUUGAAAGUGACAUGUCAUGUUUGUAUGGUGGGGGAUAAGUUUGCCUCCUCCCCACGUCCCCCCCCCCCCCAAAAUAAAAUUUAAAAUUUCGCCAUAAAAUUUCUUAAAAUUUCGUUACUUUGAGAAGCUAUAUCUUGGUUAGUUUACAACAAAUCACUUUCAAACCUAGUGACUGAUUUAACUAAUUCAAAGGCGCACACGGAGUUUGGGGACUUGCCCCUUCAUGAAAAAGGUGAAGAAUAGAAUGAACAACGAAGGGUCUAUUGCACAGCGAGGUGUGGAAUCACUAGUUGCUUUUUUUAGUCACAUCCAUUGGUGUCCGCAAUUAUGCGGGGUUUUAGCGAUCAAGAUCUGAUGAUGUGUAUCGAUAUGUGGGGUCCUAGUGCUUGUGGGAAAGUUAAAUUACUAAACCCCUAAAGAGACCAGAGAGGGUGUGGAUUCCCAUACAAAAACAGACAUCCAUAGGUCAGUGUCACGGAAUUUAUUUAUGCACAGCCAUAAGCGAUACCUUAAUGAGCAAAUAAAGUGUCGAAAAUAACUUUAAGUGACACUAAAAUCGGCAAUUUACAUCACUAAGGGAAACGAUGAGCAUCCCCUUCACUUUUAUGAGAGUGUCACCCCCAGGGUGCACAUGUAAUAAAUACAUCAAUACGAGUAUGCGAUUUGGCAUUAACUCUGCAGGUUCUUUGAUGAAGUGUGCCAAUUGAUAUUCAACCAUGAAGUCCAAUAGAUGGGUAGUGUGAAUCUCCAAGGGAUUUGAAAGAAAAUUACAAUUCAAAUCUCCCAGUAUGUACUGAAUUUCGUCAUACCUGGAAUCUGUCGGGGUAUGUAGGGUUAUGUACGAGAAAGGGUGUCCUAUCAAUCUCAGAGAAAAAGUGGCUGCAAUAUUUCCAAACUCUUUAUUCUAAUGAAUCUCUUAACCCGGCCCAUUUUCGGAUAAAUUAGAAGUGAAAUGGUAAAAGCUAUUCUUGUCACUUUGAUGCCUGUAUAUGAAAAAUUAUUCAAUUCCUACCCUAGGUACUAUGUCUCAGACCUAAUGUGGUGGUCUCAAUUCGAGCGGGAGUAAUGACCCGGCAAAUUUCC
Porites lobata is the source of this 6045-nucleotide messenger RNA. The record is from the annotation of a GenBank genome assembly. Lineage: Eukaryota; Metazoa; Cnidaria; Anthozoa; Scleractinia; Poritidae.